Molecule: messenger RNA, 1635 nt
Organism: Olea europaea var. sylvestris
Lineage: Eukaryota; Viridiplantae; Streptophyta; Magnoliopsida; Lamiales; Oleaceae
Product: 3-ketoacyl-CoA synthase 12-like
Exons: 1
Coding region: 29-1396 (455 amino acids)
Biological process (GO): fatty acid biosynthetic process
Cellular component (GO): membrane
Molecular function (GO): acyltransferase activity, transferring groups other than amino-acyl groups
Source: RefSeq, a predicted model, not a curated record
CCCUCUUAACAUAUUCAUCGUUAUAGACAUGGAUUUUGAUAAGGCAGCAACUUUUUUCCCAUUUGUUAUAUAUCUUAUAUUCCUCUUGUACAAGAUUGUGGAUAAAAGAAGGAAUCAAUGCUGUUACCUUAUUCAUUAUGAGUGCCACAAGCCAUCUGAUGAUAGGAAACUCGGCAUAAAAUUCAGUGGAGACAUGAUUGCAAGAAACAGAAAUCUUGGCAUUGCAGAGCAUAAGUUUCUUUUGCGAGCCAUUAUUAAUUCUGGAAUUGGCGAAGAAACUUACGUGCCGAGAAACAUUAUUGAAUGCCGUGAAGAUUCUUCCACUCUUGAAGAUGCAAUUGCAGAAAUGGACGAAUUCUUCAUUGACACAUUAGAUAAACUCUUCGAGAAAAACGCAGUUUCACCUCAAGAAAUUGAUGUUCUUGUGGUGAAUGUGGCGUUGCUUGCAGCAGUUCCUUCGCUUUCGGCCCGAAUAGUCAGCCAUUACAAAAUGAGAGAUGAUAUAAAAACCUUUAAUCUCUCUGGGAUGGGAUGCAGUGCUAGCCUGAUUUCAAUCAAUCUGGUUGAAAACAUUUUUAAAUCCCGCAAAAAUGUUUUCGCUGUGGUUAUUACGUCUGAAUCCAUAGCUCCAAACUGGUAUACAGGCAAUGACAAGUCUAUGAUUCUUACAAAUUGCCUGUUUCGUUCAGGAGGGUGUUCUAUGCUAUUGACAAACAAUCGGGCCCUGAGAUCCAGAGCCAAAUUAAGAUUAAAAUGUCUGGUUCGAACCCAUCUGGGAUCAAUCGAUGAGUCGCACACUUGCUGCUUGCAAAAAGAGGAUGACCAAGGUCGUUUAGGGUUUUUUCUUAGCAAGAAUCUUCCAAAAACAGCCACUCGUGCAUUCACCAAGAACAUAAUCUAUUUAGCACCAAAAGUAGUGCCCUUAAAAGAGCUGAUUCGAUACGUCGUCUCGAAGAUUUUUACGAAAAGAACUCUUAAUCUUAAGUCUGGGAUUGAUCACUUCUGUUUGCACCCUGGAGGGACUGCUGUAAUACAAGAAGUCAGGGUGAAAUUGGGGUUAAGUGACAAGGAUGUGGAGCCAUCAAAAAUGACACUUCAUCGGUUCGGAAACACGUCAGCGAGUAGCCUGUGGUAUGUUUUGGGUUACAUGGAGGCAAAGAAAAGACUGAAAAAAGGUAACAAAGUUUGGAUGGUAAGUUUUGGUUCUGGUUUUAAGUGUAAUAGUUGUGUGUGGGAAGUGGCUCGGGAUUUGGAAGAUGGUAAUGUUUGGGGGGAUAAGAUUGAUAAUUACCCUCCAGAAAACAUGGCAAAUCCUUAUAUGGAACAGUAUGGAUGGGUUUAUGAAGCAAAUUUGAAACCAUUAGUUGCUCAAUAUGGGAAGAAUAAGAAUAUAUGACCAGAAGAAUAUCUUCCCUUUAUGGUGCUGUUGCAUCAUCCACUGAUAAGUAUGCAUGUCAAGAUUAUUGGCUAAAUAAGUGAUGAGAGUAAGCAUAUUUUGUAUUUAAGGUUGUCAAUUUCUAUAUUUUACGUAUGUGGAACAAUAAUUUUGCGAAAAAUCCUAUGUACACUCUCUUAUCACUAUUAUAUAAAAAGGACAAUAUUUCACUACUGUAAAAAGAACAGUAGAUUCUUCCA